Bicyclus anynana (squinting bush brown) is the source of this 8651-nucleotide messenger RNA. RefSeq names its product transmembrane protein 18 (gene Tmem18). The transcript is spliced from 4 exons. Bases 169 to 609 code for a protein of 146 amino acids. NCBI's taxonomy places the organism in Eukaryota, Metazoa, Arthropoda, Insecta, Lepidoptera, Nymphalidae. Gene Ontology annotation, cellular component: nuclear membrane. The record is from RefSeq and is a predicted model, not a curated record.
AUCUGUCAUUGCCAUUUGCGAACGAAACGAAAUGCGAAUUGACAAUUUGUGUUUGCAAUUUUGUAAUUUUUACGUUGAUAUUUGUUAUUUUGCAAUCGCCGAAAGUUCAAAUAAAUUGUUGAAGAAAUUUAUCGAUACAAUUUUUUUGUUUAAUUGAGCAUUCAAAACAUGGAGGGCUUUAUUGAAGUUAAUGAAAUAUCGGAUUUUUAUUCGUACUUAAAGAGCAUUGAAUGGAGGGACCCCUGGCUUAUAGCUCUUUUGUCUUUUCAUGUUCUUGUCACAUUCACCUGUUUUUCAACUAGAAACUAUGGGAAUUUCCAAAUUAUUCUAUUCAUAACACUGUUGUUACUCGUAUAUUUCUCGGAGAGCAUAAACGAAGUGGCCGCCAAAAACUGGACAUUGUUUUCAAGGCAACAAUACUUCGAUAGCAAGGGCUUAUUCAUAUCAGUGGUCUUCUGCAUACCAAUAUUAUUGAACUGCAUGAUAAUGGUGGGUUCAUGGUUAUACCAAUCAACACAGCUAAUGACAAACCUGAAGAAGGCGCAGUUGAGACAACGCCUAAAAGAAAGGAACAUGCAAAGAGAGCAGCAGAACUUGAAGUCGGAGUAAGAAACCUUGAAGUCAAUUAUGUAUGAUAAUUAUCAAAAUUUCGUAGACUUCUGAUGCGACUGUUUCAUCUCUUAUAAUACAAUUAUACACAAAAUGCUAUAAUUAUCUGGUUAAGAUAAUAUUUAACACAAUUGUUAUUCGCCUGUGUGACGUAAUUUUCGCAGUGAUAAAACUGUUGUAAUUGCCUUGUUGCUUGCUAAUUAGUUGGUAAUUUUAGUCCGACGUUCAUUCGUUCAAAAGUACCUAUUUGUAUUUUUAAACUAUGCAGAUGUGUAGAGUACAGUAAUAAUUUUACAUCAGGAAAUCAUUAACGGGGAAGGUUUUUUAUUCACCGCCCUUGAUUUAAAAAUAAUUUAACUAUGUAUUUGGACACUAUUUGUUGAAAGCAAUAUUUUGUGAGAACUAAAGUCACCGACAUAGCUGAACGUGUCGCGAAGCUGAAGUGGCAAUGGGCGGGGCACAUAGUUCGAAGAGCCGAUGGCCAUUGGGGUCCCAAGGUGCUGGAGUGGUGACCCCGCACUUGUAUUAAAAAGCGCAGUGUUGGUCGACCCCCCACGAGGUGGACUGACGACAUCAAGCGAGUCGCAGGUAUUCGCUGGAUGCAGGUAGCUCAGUAUCGUGAUCUUUGGAAGUCCCUACAAAAGGCCUAUGUCCUGCAGUGGACGUCCAUCGGGCGACAUGAUGAUGAUGAUGAUGAUGAAUAUUUUGUGAUGACCCCCGACGCAGUCAAGUUAAGUUUGACGUGACUGUCUGUCUGUGGCACCAUAACCCCCGAACGAAUGAAGCGAUUUCAAUUUAAAUCGGUUGAGCCAUUUAAAAGUUGUGGGGGUGAAAGUGGGGAAGAGUAACCGAAUGUCUGCAAAUAUACUCGAGUGGGGUCUCAAAUGAAAGCGCACUGAAAGAGAUUUGAUGGAGAGUGUAAUUAAUAAAUUCAUGACAUUCGGGGGUUUUUCAAAGUUUUAAAUUUUAUAAAAUCUGUCAUGACAUUUGGUUCACGGUGGCUUUGGGAUAAACGCAUCUUCAGUCGUCUACCUAUGUAACCAGCAAUUCCCCAAAACCCUGUGUAGUGUUUAUAUAUACUAAAUAAAUACCUACAAUACUACAUACACUAUCUCAUGUACAUUGGUAGUGGGGGCAAUGAGUCAGUCUGUCACCGGCGUUUGACCUAAGUGGUCGUGCGCGGUCUGAUUGCCUUUCUAGUGUUUAGCUUCUCUUAUAGUAAGGACGAGGGUCCUUACACCCUCUAUUUGGCAAAGUUGCCGGUAGAAGGAGAUUAAUUUAAUUAAUAUCAAGUCACCAUAUUGCUAACAAAUAAUGCAUAAUGCUUGCCAUCUCAGAAGUAUCAGCCAUCCAAUGCGGUAGACACAAUUCAUUAUUCAAAAAUUAUUGUAUUUUUAAUUAUUUAUUGUUUGAAUUUAUCUUAAAAACAUAGUUUAAGAAUACAAGUACCUACUCGAUUUAAUCUUGUCUCUUUUACUGCAAUUAGUUCUUAUGAAAAUUGUUUUUUUUUUUUCGAAAUACAUAAUUUUUCUCUCUGACGUUGUCGUAUAGGUAUGCACUAUGCAAUGCUUUACAACUUGGGAGUUCGUGAAGUUCGAUUCCCAGCUUGCUAAUUAGCUUAGUUUUGGAGUUGUUGGGUAAAUAACACCUAUCAGUCUAAUAUUAGGUAUCGCAGACGACAAAUUGACAUUAAUAUACGUUGCCUUAUGCAAACAAAUAAACCGAUAAAAUCGCUCAUAAUUUAAACCGCAUCUUCAAUCAACAUCGAGUGUGACUCCCAGUCAAGCGUUAUUUUAUCGUCGUGUAAAAAAUCUUCUCUUAUACAGGGUGUCCCUUGAUUAAUGGAUAAAAUGCAAAUGGUAGAUACGCCAUCUAAUCAACUAAAACUAAUUUGAAUAGUUUUCCAAAGAUACCUAGGGUGACCAAAUUAUAUUAUUUUUCCGGAUUAUUAAAUUUUUUUCUUUCUUGAAUCAGGGUGACCAAGUACCCUAGGGAUUUUUGGAAAACUAUUCAAAUUAGUUUUACAUAAUUAGGUAUUUAUCUACCAGUUGCGUUUUAUCCAUUAAUUACGGGACACUCUUUAUAAUCAAAUGUAAAUACUUGUAGAUGUAGUAAUGACGUCAGUUUUCUUAUACACAAAACUUUAACUGCUACAAAUUUAAGAAAACAUCUAAAAUAGCAUGAAUCAACGUCCACGGCUUCGGCCAAAUAUUGGUCACAAAUGGCUUUCAAUAACACAUAUUGUAACGUGCUUUCGUAUUCUGUGUCAAUUAUUGUGUGCGGCCAUAUUAAUUUGUGCAAUAUAAAUAUUAAUAAAUAUGAUUAAAUUAUACUUAGAUAUAUGAAUAAUGUGUACGUGCGCAAAUGUAUUUAGCUUGUUUUAAACACAACACAUAUUGAUCAAAAAUGACUGCCAUUUUAGAAUCAUUUAUACUUUUGUUGUCAUCAUAAAUUUUAAUGUAAAACAUUCUAUAAAGGUUUUGUUUAAACAGGGAUGUUUGGGAAUUUUGGGGUGUGUGUGAAGAUAUAUAUAUAUAUAUAUAUAUAUAUAUAUAUAUAUAUAUAUAUAUAUAUUCGUUUGUAUAUUCAGUAUUCAUUUGUAGUUUCUUAACUUAGCUAUUGUAGAAAAUGAUGAUGACCUAAAAUAACGUAGCUAAUUUGGAUAUUAUCCAUGCUGCAUCAGUGCAUCUUCUCAAUUCAAUCCAUACUAAAAAUCAGCAGAAAGACGCAUAACUGUCUGCGUAGCACAGGGAUGCGGGGUAUGCCAAUAUAUGCGUGUACGUUUGUAGCUGCGAUAACGAGUUAUUUGUAUAAAGUUGUUACGACAGUGGUAGUAUAAAUAAAAGGGUAUUUGUUGAUUUGAUUUCAGUUGUUUGUUAGGCAGCGUAAACGCUUUCACGCUAGUCGCGUUAAUAACUUUGUGCAAUAAUGUUUUGUGGUGUUAUUAUUAAUCAUAAAUUGUUUAGUGUGAGCAUAGAGAACAUGUCGGGCAGGGGAGGUGAUUGUUAAUGCAUUCAAAGGGAUCCCUUAAACCUACACUCAAGGUCACAAGUCCCGGGACAUGCUCGAGGUGUUUCCUCUACUACAAAAUGAUGGUACGUUCAUUGUAGCUGCUACCCGUCACGUUAUAUAAGUCCUGCCAAAGUUGCACUCAAUAUAUGACUCCAUUUGCUUCUAUCGCCACCCUAUACAGGUUGCUCGGGAGUAUUUGUCAUAACUUCAAGGUACCGAACUGAAAUAGGAACGUAACUAAUAUUUUAUUAACUAUAAAAAAAGAAAAAAACAUUUUUCCAUACAAAGUACAAUACGAUUAUCCAUGUAACACACGCCUUUAGGUAACAAAGUGACAACGUUGCAUUUUAAAAUAUAAAUACGUCAUAAGGAUGCAUUUUCAGAUCUAUUUAAAAAUAAAUAUUAUUAACCCUAGAGUUAUGCGAAACACUCCCGAGCCCCAUGUAUAGUCAUAACCCAGCUACCCCUGUACUGCGCAAUUGAGUUAUGCAGUUUGCCUAUAGAUACGCACUUCAGAAAUAUCCUUACGCAUCCUUGGUAAGCAAACAGGUUAGGUUAUUUAAUAUUACGAAUUUAAAAAUUAAUGUAAUAACCCUGUCAUAUAACACUGUGUGUUCCAUCAGAUUUAAUUACUAUACUAUAAGAAUUAAUAGCGCUUUAUUAUUAUUAUAUUAAAUUAUAUAAUAAAUGUAGCUUGGUAAUAUAGAAUAUAAGAAGCCGUUACAUUGUGGAACUUCAUGAUUUACAACAACUUAAUUAUUAUGUAUUUUUAUUUUCUGUGGAAACGUGGCUCGAUGCGACAUUUUACUCUCUACGCUCGUGCCACCUUCGUUAUUAGAGAAUCACCAGCAGCCCUAAGAUAUAGCAUAAGUAUCGCUCACUCUUUCGUUAAUAAGGGACGAACGUGAGAGCGAUAUUUGGACAAAUUUAUCUCGUUAUCACUUGGGGGUUUAAAAAAGGAUCCUGAGCGUCGCGAGGUAUUCAAAGCCACGAGAUGUAAUUAAAUUUGCUGCCAUGCGCAACACGAUAUUUUUCAUCUCAGUACAGCGAGGAAGAAGUAUAAUAAAAUCUUAGCCUUUGCAAGUGAGAUGAAAAGCAUAUUUGUUGUAGAUUGUAAUGUGAUAUUUUUAUUAAAGUAUUCCGUGUCUUAAAAAUUUGUUGAUUUCAAUCCAGCUAACUUGACUCGAACUUAUUUGCUCUAUAACGUUUAAUUUAUAAUCUAUUAUUUGGCCAAAAGCCGACCCAACAAAAUCCGAGCCAACCUGAUCCUAUGUGACCUUAUUUGACCAAAAAAUCUAACUCAAUCCGACCUUGUUUUAAUUUAAAGGAAAAGCUACAUUUCUUUUGGUAAAAUUUGUCAAUAAAUUCAACUAGUGUGUUAAUCAUUUAUCUAUAAACUAAAAAAAAUUAAAUAAAAAUAGAUGUCAUAUAAAGUUGGUAAGUUAUGAUGAGAUGCGUUAUAGUGUUUAAGAAUUUAUAUUUGUAUAAAUGAUGUGGAUAAGUUUAGGUUAUUGGUAGGUAGGUAUAUUUUCUUCCUUUCGGAAGACAUUUUUUUCUUUGAAUUUACCUAGUGAGGUGUAAAAAGCUAAAUUAUACUAUUACACUAUCAUCUGCCUGUAAGUGGUUGCUAAGCAACGGAUUUUAUAAACGGGUUUCGAUGGCAUGCGUCCCUCUAUAUCACAAUGUAACAUACAGCUGUAAUGCCUAGUUCGGACUACUUUAGUAUUUAAGUCGAGUACGAACGAUUUUUGGGCGGUAGCAUAUAGUUUAGUAUGCUACUCGACUAAAAUGCUAAAGUAGUCCGAACUAUGUUCGAUCGAUGGCUUUUGUGCUGUUAUGUUACUACUACAUUGUCAAUCCAUCAUAAUGUGAAUUUUAAUGGAUUGACAUGGGAUUUAUUAUAUUUUAUAUACAUAUAUAAUACGAGUAUAUAGAACAAGUAAACAUUUGAAGUACCUAACAUAAUAUGGUAUUGGGAAAGUGUACUUAAUUACAGUUUAAUUUCUACAAUUUCAUUUCUACAUUUUAUAUUUCAAAAAUAAUUCAUUCUAAUUUGAUGAUAAUUUUGAACUUACACGAUAAGUUAUUUAAGUUGUUUAUUGUGAUAUUUAAAAAACUAGAUACAAGGUAUAUUUCGUUCACAGAAUUCAAUAGAAAAAUAGACUUUUCACAACGUUUCCUGCAGAUACAAGUUCAUUUAAGUAAAUCUGUCAUUUAAGUUGACGACGUUAAAAAUGAAAAAUUAGCACUCACUUUUCACCUUGACAAAGCUCUAUUGCUCAAUGGACCCACCGGAGCCUGAUCAUCCCGUCUCUCAUAGUCCACUCGCUGUAGACAGAAGGUCAGGUUGAAUGCCAGUUUGUUAACCAGUAAGCGCCCCGUCGUUGUCAACGAGUGGUCAUUAUUGCCCUGUCCGCGAAUAAAUGAGUGCUUGGUCAGAGAUAGUCAGUAGGUCCACAGGUAUGUAUCAUCGAUGCAUCGUGCUCAUGCGUGAAGGUCCGUUUAUAUCUACAGACAUUUAGCGUGCCAGACACAUGCCGUGACAGACAAAAUAAUAUUCUUCUAUACAGUGUUUAUUAACGGGUUUAUGUGAAUCGUAACGCGGCCGCGCAGACGUUGACAGACACAGGCCGCGCCCGGCCAGUAUUCGCGGAAAGAAUAUUUCGUCUGUGUGGUUCAUGUCUGUGUCCUUUUCAUGAAAUAUGAACUAAAAUUGACAGCGCCUUGUAGAUGACAAUAAAACCGCUAUUAUCAAAUGACAAUUAGCGCCAUUAAGACAUAAGCGCCGCAUCUGGGGGACUUCUUUCAUGAAAAGGACUUCAAGUAGUGUAGCUACCUGCUGGGCAGUGUAAAUAGACAGUGUCUGUGGAUGACUGCCACGCUACUUGUCUGUAACGCACUAUGUCUGUAGAUGUAAACGGACCUUGAACCACGCGAAAAUGCGCGUGGAAGCUGAUCAGGCGUCAGGUGGGUCCAACAGGCUAUGCCAUCUUUAUUACCAUAGAUAUGCAUAUUAGGUAUUAUUAUUGUACGUAGUCUGAAAGUCGAGUCCUACAAAAAAGUUGAAAUGGAACGCUUUCUUGAUAGGUCCAAGCACAUAGAAUUUUGCUAGAACUCUGAUACUUUUGGUUCUCUUAUAGUCAGUAAUUAAGCGUUAUUCAUAGACCCUUCCGUGAAUAAAUGGAAGGGUCCAUGAAUGAAGCUUAAUUACCGACCCAAAUCGAGGGUCAGGAGGUUGCGAAAGAAGGAUGGUCGAAUGCAUAUGCAUAUGCAGGGCCAUGUUGUUUACAAAGGUUUGCCUUGAACCAGAGACUGAUUGAGUAUGUUACACGAUCUAGAUGGAUAUGUAUUUAGAAAAAUUGUAGUUUAACAGCAGAACAAUAAAAUAGCGGAAAACGAUAGCUUUGUUAGUUAUGUAGACAUAAGCUUCGACUCGAUGUAUCGCAUACAGCGGGUCGCACGCAUAAUUUUGCGUGCUCACACGUUUUACAUUUUAAACCAAACGAAAAAAUGCUCAUGCAUUGUUUUGGUCGCAACUCACCAAUUUGCAAAAGUACGUUUUGAAUGUGCGAAGCGUCGCGUAGCCUUUGAAGGAUCGUUUGCUAUGUGUGAAUUACGACCUCACGCUCGAUAUUUUAUUUCGUUUGGUGCAUAAUGUCACGCGUUAGUAUGCAAUGCCGGCUUUAUCCUUUAUAGCGCCUGGGUGUAUUCAAGACCCUGGCGCCCUCUUGGAAAAUGGAAUUCUUAGCGAUAAUUUUUCACUAGAAAACUUGGAGAAAAAGAAAGAUGUGCUUAUCGGGAAAUCAAUAAAAUUAUAUUAAAAAUAAUGGCUCGUUUAUACCUACUAAGUUCGUUUAGUAACUGCUAAGUAACAUGAGAACAAGGUCUUUGAAGCAUCGUGAGCGCUGCUGCUCUAAAACUGCUUCCGUAACGACUUACGCCAUAGAUAUAGUCGGCAUUGUAAGUACAUAUUAAGUGAUUGAGAUAUACAAUAAUUUUUGUAUAAAAUGAAAAAUCUGUGAAUUCUAGAGGUUUUUACACAACACGAAUAUGCGUAGCAUGAAUGAUGUCCCGCUGUAGUGUGUUACAAUGUUGUAAUAGUCAACGGCGUAGCUACUCAGGGGCAAGGCGGUGCAAUGCCCCGGGACCCCUUAAGCUCAGGGGGCCCUCGAAUCCUUCCCAAAAUCGCGAUCGAACGAUAGAAAAUUUCGAAAACGUAAACGUAAAACGUAGAACUGAUGAUAAAGUAGCUUGGCAUUUUUUUUUAUAUUUAAUAUUUUUAAUUGAUAAGACCUAACCAGAUCAGAUAGUAUGAUAGAUGGGACCCCAUUUUUUUGUUUGCACCAGGACCCUUGGUUACCUAGCUACGCCACUGUUGGUAGCCAUUAUAUGAUCAAUAAAGAAACCAUUUAUCACUUUAGCAAAAUAGUUGUGGAGUAUUGCGUUACAGUUGUGUAAGGUCCUUUAGAGUUUUCAGUAAAAAAAAACUAUGAGUAAUUUAACAUCGAAUUUAGUCUAUUGUUACAAUUAUCGUUAACAUGCUUCAUAGAUUAAUCAGGUUUAAGCAGUUCUUCAUAUGAAAUGAAACUCUAGUAACAAGGUAGUAAGGUACAUUUUACUAUGAAAUCAUACAUGCUUAGAUCUAAUUAACGUUUAUAACUGAGAUUGUUUUAUUUUUGUUUAUUGAUCGCGCAUUUAAAAUUGCGUUGAAUUAAUUGAUCAUCACAUUGUAAUUGCUUUUAAUUAUAUGAUCUGUGUAGUUUGAGUUCACCCAAUUAUUAUAAUGUUAGAGUAUCUCAUUUAAUUCUAAGAAGUGCCUGUGCGCGAAUGUAUAAAAAUAAUUUUAAGGUUUAUACUAAGGACAUGAAUUACAGCAUUUUCUUACAUGAUUCACGGUGGAUUUUAAAUGUUUUGUUUCUCACAAUGACGUUGCAUAAUAUUUGCCUAAUCCAUUUUUAUAAUUACAGUCAUCCGAGUGGUUAAGAAUAUAUUUAUGGAUGCUUGAAUAAACUAUUAUGUUACAAAAUAAA